Contarinia nasturtii (swede midge) is the source of this 1800-nucleotide messenger RNA. RefSeq lists its product as uncharacterized. Lineage: Eukaryota; Metazoa; Arthropoda; Insecta; Diptera; Cecidomyiidae. The coding region runs from base 980 to 1741 and encodes 253 amino acids. The transcript is spliced from 8 exons. The record is from RefSeq and is a predicted model, not a curated record.
CUAGAGAGCAUUGUCACACUUGAUGAGGCCAUGGGAUUAUAAACACUUUUGACAGCACAACGCAUUUUUUGACUGCGUGUCAAGUAAAUUAUUUCAUUUUUGUUUUUCGGCCGAUUUCCAAAUUAAAUCCGAUCAAGAACAAACGAUGGAAAAUUACAAAGAAAUAGACGAACUGAAGUAAGUUUUGCGCGCCAUAAUAGUAUCACUGAAACGAAAUGGCGUUCCAAUCCGUUUACUUGAGAAAAUUUACAAAGAGCUCGAAGGUAAAAAUAUACCUUCAUUCAAUUAUCACGACACAAUUGAUGUGCUCAACUCAUUGAAUGACACUGUUUACACUAAACUACGUCAUGGUCAGAUGUUGGUUUUUGCUGUUCAUACUGAUAAAACCCGACAUAUUCAAGAUUUGGUGGCCGGGCAGAAGAGGUCUAAACGAUUAAAAAUUCGCUCUCUUUCUCAAUGCAAAUAACGUAGCUAUCAAAUCAAUUAGCAAACAAUUUAUCUGUUUGUUCGUUUUAAUCGUGAUAUCGAUUUUCACUUUUGUCAGACGUGCACGUUGCAGAAACGGUCGUGCACAACUGAAAACUGAUUUUCGUCAUGAAAAUCCGAAUCGCUCGUCUCCACGCAAAGAAACGCUGAAAAUCAUGAUGAGCACCAACACAAAGCGAAUCAACAACAACGUGCCGUAUAACAAUUCUGCAAAUUCUAUUGAUGCAUCACAAGCAAAUGGUGUUGAAAGCAAACGUCAUACAGACUCUGUCGAUGACCGUGUACAAUCAGUAUCACAAACAAAUCACAACGAACAGAUGAACAAUGAAUAUGAUAGAACCAGUGUGAGCACGGUCGACACCCAACAAGUGAGCGACGACAAUGAUCCGGACAAAGAUGAUAGCAGCUUUGAACUAAAAUUUGACUUUGAACUGUUACAAUUCGAGGAGAAACAUAUUGAAUUUGGAGGUUUGCCGAAAAUUAAAUUCGAUGAAUGUUUUACAACUGGUACAACAUUACACAAAUUCACAGUCCAUAUCGAUUCUGGGUUCACCUAAAAGAUGACGUCGAACAGAUUGAGACACUCAUGAGUAGCAUGGAUUAUUACUAUACUUCUGAUGAGAGUAUGAUUGCCAAACGUCCAAUACCCGAAACACAGCUUCUGGUGGGCCGUGUGUGUGCUGCAUUGUUUGAUUCACAAUGGCAUCGUGCGGAAAUCGUUGAAGUUUUGGAUAAAUCAUUGGUGGUAUUUUACGUUGAUUAUGGUACGCUUGACGAAGUAGAGAAAAAAAAUGUACGAUUUUUGAACAAACGAUUCUCAAAAAGUCCAAUUUAUGCGCAUCGCGGAUGUUUGGAUCGAUGUAAACCAAACGAUGGCAUAUGGACAUUUGAAGCAAUGAACGUAUUUGAACAACGAAUGAAUGUUUUUAAAGACACGGUAGUUUUGGUUAAAUUGACCAAUGUCAAUGUCCAGGAAAAGACUCUCUACUUCGAUAUGUUUGACACCAGAGGAAAAAUUGAUGUAAUCAGCGUUUUCAUGAUUGAUAAUAAUUUGGCAUAUCCGACCAACAAAUUGUUAUACGAUUUUCAGCAGCGUCAUUAUAACGAGGUGUACCCAUCAUUCGAUAAGUUGGAAAGGGGUAAAUAUCCAUCGAGGAAGCGAAUGAAACAGAUGCGGGACAAUGGUUUUGAUUAUUUGGAAUAUGAAGACUCGAUACUCAUUCCAGAAAUGUAUGGCUACGAGAGAAUUGAGUAGCUAGCUCAGUGGAGAACUUUAACAGCGACUUUUUUCUCUCCUAUCUAUUUACAAUAUUA